Messenger RNA from Colletotrichum destructivum, 2025 nucleotides. RefSeq lists its product as uncharacterized. The transcript has a single exon. NCBI's taxonomy places the organism in Eukaryota, Fungi, Ascomycota, Sordariomycetes, Glomerellales, Glomerellaceae. The record is from RefSeq and is a predicted model, not a curated record. Bases 1 to 2025 code for a protein of 674 amino acids.
AUGGCGACGACUCAGAGCCAACCCGCGGGGCAUCCGCACAACCACAUGGACAACCACAUCAAUGACGACUCGGCAGACAUUGCUGGCGAGUCCGACGGUCUGGCCAACGAGAUGUCCGGGCUCACGAUCACGGACCGAAACCGGCCCCGUCGUCUGCCUCGCCCGGACCUGACUCACUACCCCUCCGACCGUCCGUUCUCCCCCCGUGGCCCCAGUCCCACCGGCUCCGUUCGGAGCUCCUACACGACCCGCCGCCGCGUAAGCCGCACGUCGUGGAGCGCCGGCGGCGGCAGCUUCUCCUCUGCCCACCGCUCCGAGGUGUCGAAGGAGCUCACGUCCCAGGCCGAGGGGGAGUUCUUCGCGCUGACGGAGCUCAUGGCGAGCAUGUCGAGACGCAGCCUCUCCCUGAGGGAGGUCUGGAGCAAGAUCAUCGCCGAGCGCGAGGCGGCCUACGCCGAGAUGGACCGCAUGUGCGAGCGCUACGAGGAGUUGACCGAGGUCAUCGAGCAGAAAGAAAAGGAGCACAGCCACCACAACCACGACCAGGAGGAGCGCAAGCAGGAGCUCGUCAAGGUGCGCUUCGAGCUUACGGCGGCCAUCAACAGCGCCUCCGACUUCAAGCUGAAGCUGGCGGAGCGCGACACCGAGUGCAAGUCCCUCCGCCACGAGGUGGCCGAGACCAAGGACAGCCUCACGUACAUCCGCAAGGAGCACGAGGAGCUGAAGAAGACGUCGGAGCAGAUGCGUCUGACGCUUGUCGCCACCGAGGCCGCCCGCGCCGACCUCGAUGAGAAGUGCGGCCGGCUGCGCGGGGAGCGCGAGGCGCUCGACCUCAAGUACACCGACCUGCAGUCGCGGCACGAGGAGGUUAACACCCACUUCGAGUCGACCAACAAGGAGCUCGUGCAGUACAGGCAGACCAACGCGCUGCUCAAGAAGGAGAAGCACGAGCUGCUUCACCGAGAGGGCGAGCUCGAGGACGGCCUGCGCAAGUGGGAGCACAGGCACGACGAGAUCCGACGCAAGUACAAAGAGAUCGAGGAGCUCUACGAGAAGCGCAAGCACGAGGUCAAGGAGCUCCACGAGACGGUCACGCGCGUCAAGACGGAGAAGGAGGAGGCCGUCACGCGGAUCCGGCACGAGAAGGAGGAGCUCGAGCAGCACAUCGAGCGGCUCAAGCGCGAGAUCGAGGACGAGCACGGCCGGUGCGAGGACGCCGAGGACCGCUGCGGCAAGUGGAAGCUCAAGUGGGAGCACGCGGAGCGCGAGAUUGUCUCGGUGCGCGAGGAGAUCUCGCGCGUCGAGAUUACGCAGACGGAGUUGCGCGAGACCGUCUCCAAGAAGACGGAGGAGCUGCGCGUGCUCGUCAUCGAGAAGAAGCGCAUCCAAGAGGAAGGCGAGCGCGCCGCCGGCCGCGCCGACGACAACCACCGCCAGCUGCUCCUGGUCCAGGAGACGCUCAGCCACACCGAGUCGCUGCUGAAGAAGACGCAAGAAGAGAUCCACACCAAGACGGAGCGCAUCGAGCGUCUCGAGCUCGACUACGGUCUCGCGCGGGGCCAGGUCGAGAAGCUUGAGGCGGAGAUUCACAGCCACCAGUCCAUCGUGGCCAGCCUGCGGAUCGAGGUCGAGGACCUCGGCGGGCAGUGCGGCGUGCUCAAGGAGAAGUGCCACGACUGGGAGCGCAAGUACGAGGAUGUGUACGAGAGCAUCACGGAGAUUGAGGAGGGCAGCUCGAGCUACGAGUUCGAGAUCUCGGCGAUGCGGACGAUGCUGCGCGAGGCGCGCGAGCAGAAGGAGACGGCCAUCACGGCGCGUAACGGGGCGGACCGCGAGCGCGACGAGGCGGUGGCGCGGUACGAGGAGAAGUGCCGCGAGCUCGAGAGGCUCGAGGAGCGCAUGAGCGCCCAGAUGCAUGAGAUGAGCCAGCGCUCCGGCAGCAAGACGGUCACGACGACGCGCUCGUACAAGGGCGGCAGCCACCGCGUGACGAGCGGCGCCUCGAGCCCGUCGGACGAUUGCUGA